Thrips palmi is the source of this 1047-nucleotide messenger RNA. RefSeq lists its product as uncharacterized. The record is from RefSeq and is a predicted model, not a curated record. The transcript is spliced from 4 exons. NCBI's taxonomy places the organism in Eukaryota, Metazoa, Arthropoda, Insecta, Thysanoptera, Thripidae. The coding region runs from base 150 to 587 and encodes 145 amino acids.
UUGGGAGUCUACGUCACUUCUCAACCGUCACCAACCGUCACGACGUCUCUACGUCACUUCUCAACCGUCACGACGUCCGGAACCAAAGCCAAUAUAAGUAUAAGUCCGGAACAUUGCGAGCACCUCAGCUCCUGCGUCCCGCAAACAACAUGGCCCCAUCAACCGGCACGGUGCAGAACUGCCGCGGCGGUCCUCCCUCCGUCGAGGUUAAGUGCUCGUGCGAAUCCAGACGGGUGAGGGACAUCUUCUUCGUCCUCGGAGUUCUCCCCUGCCCGAAGCAUAUGACAACAGCUGCCAUUGUCAGGACUAUCCCCAUCGUCAGGCAGAUGCUCCUUGACCUAUUUGAAAUGUUCGAAAUGGAUCUGAUGUGUUGUGAGGUGUCUGUGUGUAAGGAGUUCCGGGUUCCGUCCUACUCCCAACCCGAAGGCUGUUGGGUCAUCUCUGUGAAGGGUCAUGAAGGUUCUGACUUCCAGGACACUGAAGGUGCGGUCAGGAAGCUUGUGUCCCACUUCAGGGGGACCAAGUCAACGAUGUUAAACAGUGGAGUCUUCACUGUGCGUGUCAUUGUCAGUCAUCAAUUCUGUUGAUGCAUACUUGCAUCUGCAAGCUAAUGCAGUGCACCGUCUUGCACCUUAUCAUGACUAAUUGACAGAGCUGCCCACCGCUGCAUGGCUGCAUGGGCUGCUUCAUUCCUCCUUUGGUUACCACAAAGACAGUGUCACGUUUUAGCCCUGUUUUAUUUGUGUAUUUUUAACCUGCAAACCUGUAUGUAAAUUAUCAUCAUGUCAUUCCAUUGAUCAUUUAUGUGUUACUGUAUGUGCAAUAGUUGUUCAGGACAAUAGCUUCAAAAGCAGCCUAGAACAUAUCGUUAUGUGAUAUAUAUUAAAACAACAUUUUUGAGUGUUCUUGUCAUGUGUCAGUAUGUUUUGAUGUUGGAUCCAUCCACGGGUAGAAUGUCAAAAUGUGGCACUGGAUGUGUGGAGGCGGGGCCUCAUUAUAAGAUCUGCUGGCAGUGUAAAACAAGGGGAAACAACUUAAAAAAAAUUG